UUUUUUUGGUGACAUCACAGUUAAUUCACAUUACACUGUGUUGAUGAGGACAUCCGGUGUAGACUGGUCGUAAUUAUAACUGUAUCAUUGAGUAUUGGUGGUAGAUGAAAGUGCAGUCCGUUUCUAAAUAUAAACAGUCAACAAGUACACAUUACAUAGAUUUUUGCUGUAAUUAAUAAUAUCAUAAAUAAAUUGCACUGAAUGAACAUUUUUGCUUUGAAUGGCCUGUGGAAUUAUUUACUAUGUAUGAAUGCUAGCAUUGCCGGACACUGGAAGGCUUGUGUGACCUAUACAGGAACCACUAAAUACAGAAAGAAAACAAGUUGAAGGGGACAAUGUGAUUUACUCUGGGGAUGAAAAUUCUUUUAUUCAGUAAAGUCAACAAUGACAGAAGUCCAUUAGAAUUUUAUUUGAGGGGUAGGUAGACCUUCUAAAUAACGGACUCAUUGAUUCCUUAAUAAAAAGCCAAGCAAUUAUUAGCAUCACAAGAAUGCCAUGUUUUUACUUUACUUAUUAUGUACCUUCAGCCUUUUUUGGUUAGUAUUUGUUUUCGGCAAAAUGGACACAGGUUCCAAAUAAAGGUAAUCUAUUUUUAUGUGCAUUCAUUUAGUUUUCAAAAAUAUGUGUUAAACAGUUUGCUGAUUUACUGAAUUGUUAUUCUACAGUAAAGAGAUAUUUCAGAUUACUGCUUUAUUUUAGGCUCGUGUCAAAUUUUUAGUGACUAAACUUUCUCUAAUGGUGCUUUUUUUUCAAAUGGUUUCUGCAUGGUAUUCUUUUUUUCCUGGAUCACUUGAAUGCCUGGAUAGUUUCAGUGCAUUCCAACAAUGUCCCACACAUUUUUUUUAUGAUUUCCAACAUCAAUCAUGCAUGUAAGUUCCUGUCAUCAAGUUGACGUCUUCAUCCACCUUUUGCUAAUGUCUUUGAUCUUCUCCUGUGAUACAUGCCUUUCUAAUGGUAAUCAACUGCUAAAAUCAAGCCUUCCACUUACCAUAGUAAAAUUAUAAUUUCUUUUUUAUAGAAAAUAUGACCAUCAGUUUACAGUAUGCCGGACUUAAUAAGAAAAGAAAUGUUUUGGCUAGUUGUUACACAUCAAUUAUGGUGAAAUGAAAAAUAUUUUGUGUACAUUCUUCAUACUUCAGAAGAUGAUAUAUAGUGUAUAAGAAAACAAAUUGAACCUAAACCUUGGCUGUUUCAGUGUUUAUAAUUCUCAAUAUAAACUAUCACAUGCAAGUCAUGUUUCAACUGAACAUAAAAAUCCUAUAUGUUGAAUACAAGGAAGUUGAAUUACAGAGUAUAACCAUUGAUGAUAAGACAAAUUACACCCCCCCCCCCCCCCCCCCCAUUGUUUUUAUACCCCCAUAAUACAAACAAGCUAAAUAUUCAUUCCUUUAAAUUCAAUGAUAGAGCUACAUGUACUACCAAUUGUGCUGUAAGUAUAAGUCUGCUAAUUUAUCCACCAAAAAAGUUUACAACAAAAGAUUGCAGUGGUUUGCCUAGCUCAUGCUCGCUGCACGGUUAUAGCUAUGUAGAUCUUAUCAGCUAAUGCUUGUUAACUAGCCUAAAUGUUCUGUCUCAUUCUUAGUUAGCACUAUUAGGUACCAUGUAGCUGCUAUGAAAUGAAUGCAGCCCUAUUGUAAUGUUCUGGUGCUUUUGUUCUUUUUUUUUUUUUUUUAAUGUUUUAUUUUUGUAUUUUCAACACAUUCAUACAUACAAACUGUUCCUUUUUUAGAUUCGAAUAUACCAUAUACAGCAGUGUGCUGCUUAUUAUAAUCUACCUGCUGUUGAUGUAUUUUUUUAAUUUGAAUAUAUCAUAUGUUGCAGCGUAUUUAUCUGCUAAUGACGUGUUUUUUUUAAUUUCAUACUUCUUGUCCUGUUUGUGAAAUUUAUUUUUGUUUGAAUAGAGACCUAAUUUCGACAUUUUAAAAAAAAAAAUUGUGCACCCUGUUCUUUGGCCCGGGAACCCUUGAUCGAGUUUGAAUAUUGCUGUUCAACUUUCACUAAUGAGCAUUUAAAUAUGAGAUAGCAGUUUGUUUAGAUCACAAUCAAAAAACAAUGAGUUCAUGUACUGAAACAGUGAAACAGAAAGUCAUAACAAAAUGCCAAAAUGAAGUCACUGAGCCCAUUCAGUUUGAUUUGUCAGGACAUUUUUCAGAGAUGAAAUGUAAAAAAAAAAUAUUUCUCUGAGGUAUGGAUUACUAAAACGGAGAAGAUGUGUGUGAAGUGUUCUUUAUCACCAUACAACAGACAGUUUGGUCCCUUAUGAAGACAUAGCCAAUAAACCAUUUUUUUCUUCUUUAUGGAUUUUCGUCAAUAAUGCAUGAUGGGGCAAGGGAUCCGACAACUAUUUCUCCUUCUUGCUUUGGACAUAUAUACUCAAAUGACUGUGGGGCAGGAAAUUUCUCUGCGAUACGAUUUACUGGAGCAACAGUCUCAAGAAACGUUUGUCGGAAAUGUAGCAGUGGACAGUUUACUGAAGGCCAAUGUGACUCAGGAGGAACUUGACCGCAUGAAAUUUCAAAUUCUAACUCAAGGAAGUAAAGAUGCCUCAUUCUUUAUGAUUGAUGAGAAAUCCAGCACAAUCAAAACUGCAAAUGUUCUUGAUAGAGAAGUUCUCUGUGAAUACGAAAUUCAAUGUGUUCUGGAAUUCAGUGUGGCAGUUUACAAGCAACACCCUCAACACAGUAAUCUAGAUCUCUUCAAGAUUUUUACAAUCAAAGUUAACAUUGUAGAUGCCAAUGACAAUGCUCCAACAUUUCCUAAAUCCCAGGUGGCUCUGAAUGUUCAGGAAUCCGUGCCUGUGGAUUACGUCCUCCUGACCAGUGGAGCCGUGGACCCAGACAUGGGUGUCAACAAUUCCAUUCAAUCCUACACGCUUAAACCCAGCAACGAAAUGUUUGGGUUGAAAGAAAUCAAAAAUAUCGAUGGAACCACAGAUUUAGGACUCAUUGUUCGUUAUAAGUUAGAUCGUGAAACUUUAGACUUCUACCAAGUUGAAAUUGUUGCCAAAGAUGGCGGGUUUCCUCAGCGGUCCGGGGCUGUUCUUGUGAAUAUCACUGUGAUCGAUGACAAUGACAAUAGACCAUUAUUUUCUCAGGCUAAAUAUGAUGCUGCUAUUCCAGAAAAUCAUCCAGUUGGGAAAAGUGUUUUAACUUUAUCAGCCCAAGAUUUGGAUAUUGAUGAAAAUGGUGAAUUUACUUUUUCAUUUAAUUCAAGAGUGCCACAAAAAAUAAAGGACAAAUUUGCUGUUAAUGAAACCUCGGGGGAAAUUUACACCAUUUCAGAAAUUGACUUUGAAGAGGAAGAUAAUUAUCAAUUUUUAGUGGAAGUGCAGGAUAAAGGAAGAGAACCCAAGUCAUCCACCUCCAUUGUAAAUAUCAACAUUUUGGAUGUUAAUGACAAUGCCCCACAAAUCAGUGUGAAUCUGCUUCCGGAUGGAGCGGAUAUUCUGGAAUCGGCAGAGGUUGGGAGGUAUGUGGCCAACUUUGCUGUGUCAGAUCGAGACAGUGGUGCAAACGGAAAAGUCCAGUGUCAAGUGCUGGGACAAUUUUUCAGAAUUGAGGAAAUUUUCACCAACAUGUACAAAGUGACCAUCAAAAAUCCACUGGAUUAUGAAUCUAAGCAUGUUCAUAAUGUAACCAUUCAGUGCCAAGACCAGGGGAUUCCCCAGCACCAGAACACAUCCAGCUUCCUCAUCAAUGUGCUAGAUGUCAAUGACAACAGUCCAGUGUUUCUACAGUCUAUAUACAGGGCCACCAUCAUGGAGAACAAUCCACCAAACGAAGUCAUCACCACUGUGGAAGCAGUGGACAAGGACUCGGGUCUGGCUGGAAAAGUCACCUAUUUCAUGCACACUGACGGAAAAGAUAAUUUUAAGGUUCAUCCCACAUUAGGAGUGGUCACUGUGACAAAGUCACUGGACCGUGAAAUAAAUCCAGUCAUUUUGUUCCACGUGAAUGCAUCUGAUGCUGGUAAUCCACAGCUUAAAUCUUCCACCCUUAUCAGACUGACCCUGGAAGAUGAGAAUGACAAUACUCCACAUUUUAAGAAGUCCCACUUUGAAUUUUAUGUUGUAGAAGAACAGAAGAACCUGCCCAUUGUUGGGCGCCUCUUUGCAGAAGAUCCAGAUGCAGGACCUAAUGGUCAAUUCUCUUUUGAUUUUGCAUCCCCUCGUUACCCUGAAUUUAUUCUUGAUUAUGAUACCGGUUUACUAAAGGCUGGAAUGCUGGACAGAGAGCUGAAGACAGUGUAUAACUUUAAUGUAACAGUAUCAGACAAAGGAACUCCCCAGCGCUCCAGUGUGGCACUUGUAACUAUUCAUGUACUGGAUGCCAAUGACAAUAUGCCAAGGAUUAUCUACCCUGAUAAUCUUAAUAACACAAUCAAACUCAUGUACACCACUCCCAAAGAAUCCGUGAUUGCCAGAAUACAAGCAGAUGACAUUGAUGAAGGAAAUAAUUCCAUGCUUUCAUUCUACAUCCACCAAGUGGAACCUAGUAAAAAUGAUCUUUUCAAAAUGAACUCCGCGACAGGGGAGUUAAUCAUUGCCAAGACGAUGCAUCUGUAUGAUGCUGACUCGUAUAGGCUCGUGUUGGCAGUAAAAAAUGGAGUUUUCACCAUGUAUGCCAACCUGAAUGUUAUCAUCACUGUCAGUAACAAUACAGUACUAGGCCCACAUUCUCAGGACUCCGGAGAAAGUAACAUAUUAAUCGUUGUCGCCAUCGUCGUGGUGACUGUCAUCCUUUCUGUUGCUAUCAUCGCUGCCAUUUGCGUUGUGAAGUAUGUGGACAGACAUCGACAACUUCAGAAAAAGACACGAGACGAGAUUGUGAUUGGUAUGAAGAAGCAGGAGAGUCUUACAACUGAGUCGUCACAGUUUACAGAAAUGAAGCCCAGAAAUAAGAAGGAAGUCAGCUUUUCAUUAAGUGACGACGAUUCCAUGAACAUCUCGUCUCUGACAAAUAUCACCUCAUUCUCUUCCUACAUGAAGAAUCCCCAUUCUGUCUACUCCAUGGAGGAAAAAUCAUCAGAGGGUCCACAGGCUUGUAGUUCCAUUAUGGCUAACAAUACCCUACACAUGGACUUGUCUAAGGACCACUUGACUGAGAAAAACCUCAAUACGUUGUAUCACCAACAGAUCAAAUCACCUGCCUGGCUUCGACAGUUACAGGAAAAGACCAGGAGAGACCCCAUGUCCAGGAAGGCAGAUGAUGAUGACAGUGAAAUGUCUGCAGAGUCAGCUACUAGUGACAGUGGAAGGGGAGGCAGCGAAGAGGAUAUAAAUAGCAACAGGGGAAACCCCAUGAGUGAUUCAGAAGAAACAAGGCAAGCAUACACCAAUGAGUAUCCACAAGGGGAACAAUCCCAUAAUAUCCCCAACAAGCAUGGAAACGCAUUACAUUCCAGCUACCAGAAAAAGCUACCCUCCAAUGAUAAUUACCAUAGAAACAUUAGUUUUAGUGAUGACAGUGUGACUGCCAAUACAACAAUAGAUUGUGCUAAAAAUAGACACGGGCGCUCGAGCCAAGACACACACAACCAAUCGUCGUUGUCUCGGAUACUGUGCUUGUCAUCAGAUCGUGGUCUGAGUUUUGUGAAUGGCCACACCCACUUAGACACCUUAGAUGAAGCCACUCAUAGUACAUUUGGUCUCAGAUACUCUUUACAGGACAUUGACGACACAGUCAGUGAGAGUGUCAUCACGCGGGACGAUGACGGAAACUCCACCACAACGUCUGGGAGCUACACCAUUAAUCCCGACGAACUUGUGCACGAAAUUGACAAUUUGUUCUUUAAAUCAGAUGUUGUGGUCUGAAAGUGUGUUGAUGUAUUGAGAGUCCCCGUAAUGUGCCAAAAAUAUGCUGCUGUAUCUAUAGUUUUGUUGCUAUGGUAACAAAAUAGGGGCCUAUGGAUAUAUGUAGUAAGACUUUAAAAGUCACACUAUUUAAAGGUGCUGUAAGAUGUCACAAGACAUCGGCAAACAUGUAUAGUCAUAUGAUUCAGGGUUUAACUAGCAUGCAUUUCUUCUGAACUCUCAUCUAUAUGUAAAUUUAAUUACCAAACAUUGAAUCAGUAUUUUGUUGUAUGGUGAUAAUGUGAUACCAAAAGGAUCUCUUUGCUGAGUAAAAGUGUCCUGUAAUCUUAUUCGAUAAUUCUUACCAAAAUAUUACAAUUUGAUAUAUGCAUAUUAUUGUGCAUCAGUGUUUUCAUAGAAUGCCAAGCAUUCUCUUACAUUUCACACAUAUUUUAUAAAACACAUGUAUCUUUCGCUCAUUUCUAUUUUUAUGUGUCAUCAUCCAUUUUGUUAUACUCAUUUUAUGCAAUUUUACAAUGUCAAAUAGCAGUUGUUGAAAUUUGUACAUAGUAAUUUGUAAAUUGACUUAUAUUUGACUUUUUAAAUUGCAACAAAAUAAAACAGAGAAAUAUA
Molecule: messenger RNA, 6424 nt
Organism: Ostrea edulis (European flat oyster)
Lineage: Eukaryota; Metazoa; Mollusca; Bivalvia; Ostreida; Ostreidae
Product: protocadherin-11 X-linked-like
Exons: 5
Coding region: 2318-5812 (1164 amino acids)
Biological process (GO): homophilic cell-cell adhesion
Cellular component (GO): plasma membrane
Molecular function (GO): calcium ion binding
Source: RefSeq, a predicted model, not a curated record